Molecule: messenger RNA, 888 nt
Organism: Zea mays
Lineage: Eukaryota; Viridiplantae; Streptophyta; Magnoliopsida; Poales; Poaceae
Product: 60S ribosomal protein L11
Exons: 3
Coding region: 118-546 (142 amino acids)
Biological process (GO): translation
Cellular component (GO): ribosome
Molecular function (GO): structural constituent of ribosome
Source: RefSeq, a predicted model, not a curated record
CUAAAAAGAGGAACAUUUGGUUCCACCAUUUCACCUUAUUUUGUACUAAGGGGAAGUAUUUAGAGAUUGAAUUGAUGGCAAUUACUUCAGUCUUUAAACCUGUUAUUAGUGUUGAUAAUGUUGAUUCCAUUCAGCUCUGUUUUUUUUUCUGCCCACCGAAUCAUUCGUUCCUCGCGCGUGUGCGAUUCUGACGAUGUGUCAUGGUGGUGCCUGCGAUUUCAGGCGUCGGAGAAGAAGCAGUCGAACCCGAUGCGGGAGAUGAAGGUCCAGAAGCUCGUGCUCAACAUCUCCGUCGACGAGAGCGGUGAUCGCCUCACCCGUGCCGCCAAGGUACUGGAGCAGCUGAGUGGCCAGUCACCGGUAUUCUCCAAGGCAAGGUACACUGUGAGGUCGUUUGGGAUCCGGCGCAGUGAGAAGAUCGCAUGCUAUGUGACGGUGCGGGGUGAGAAGGCAAUGCAGCUGCUGGAGAGUGGCUUGAAGGUGAAGGAGAACGAGCUGCUGAGGAGGAACUUUAGUGACACUGGUUGCUUUGGAUUUGGUAUCUAAGAGCACAUUGAUCUUGGCAUCAAGUAAGAUGAUCUCAUGUCUUAUCGUAAAUAAUUUGAAUGAGGCCUAUUUGUUUCUGUGAACGGGUGUUUUAUGAUGGGCAUUGUUGCUUGCCUGUAAGCAGGGGAAAAUAUAUGUAACUUUGUAUUCAUGUAGCUUGUACCCACUAUGGUCACUACGUACUGGGAUAGCUUAAGGCUAAGUUCUUAACACAAUUUAUAACCAUGCAUGUGAUCGAUCUAUCAGAGAUUGAAUAGCUCGAAUAUGGUAUUGCUUUGGAUUUGGCAGCAGCCAGCAAGGUUGUUCAGGCUUGAGUAGGUCGAUGAAGUGGUUUUGCAGAAG